Messenger RNA from Trichoderma atroviride IMI 206040, 2424 nucleotides. RefSeq lists its product as uncharacterized. Gene Ontology annotation, molecular function: protein binding; catalytic activity. NCBI's taxonomy places the organism in Eukaryota, Fungi, Ascomycota, Sordariomycetes, Hypocreales, Hypocreaceae. Gene Ontology annotation, biological process: nucleoside metabolic process. The record is from RefSeq and is a predicted model, not a curated record.
AUGAUUCCAGAACGAUUAGCAUCUACAAAAAACAGUUACAGCAGGGACGCCCAGGAAGAAUGUAACAAGAACAACUAUUUCGAGGUGAAUGAGGGUUCUGCAAGCCCUAGCAACGUUUUCGAGGAGACACCUAAGGCUACAAAAGGCAGCCACGCUAUCGACGCCACUACGAAACAGUCGUUGAUAGACCAACUCUACUUCGACAAGAUUGACGAGCGUGUGACACACUUAACAGCUGCCCAGAGAGGAACCUGUUGCUGGUUUCUUGCUAAGCCCGACUACAUAUCCUGGCACGACGUGGCACAGCAACCAGAUCACGGUGGUUUGCUUUGGAUCAAAGGUAAUCCGGGCACUGGAAAGUCAACUUUGAUGAAGUUCCUUUUUGAAGAAGCCAAGUCGAGCGCAAAUGGAGCUUCGCCACAAAUCAUCCUUUCUUUCUUCUUCCUUGCGCGGGGUACCGACGACGAGAAGUCAACGACGGGAUUAUACCGCUCUCUCCUCCACCAACUCUUUCAAAGGAUUCCAGAGACAGAAGACAGUUUGGGAUGGAUGACCGCUGAUGGCGCUAAAACCGUCCAGCGGAAUGGAUGGCAAGAUGCAUCUUUGAAGCAAACGUUGGCACACGCUGUUCAGCACCUUGGCAGUAGGUCGCUAACAAUAUUUGUGGACGCUCUUGAUGAGUGCAAUCAGGACCAAGUUGCUGAUAUGGUUUCAUUUUUUGAGGAACUAUGUAGCAGCUCAAGAGAGAAGCAAACUUUACUACGAGUCUGCUUCUCUAGUCGGCAUUACCCAACUGUGACCAUCCAACAAGGAACCGAAGUUACCUUGGAAGACGAAACUGGACAUACAGACGAUAUUCAGCACUAUAUCAAGUCAAAGCUUAGGAUACCCAAGUCAAAUAAAGCUGACUCACUUCGACAAGAACUUCUCACAAAGUCUUCUGGAAUUUUUCUCUGGGUUGUCUUGGUUCUCGAUAUUCUUAACCGUGAGUGUUCUAAAGGCACGAUGCCUAUAAAAAAGAUGCGCGAUCGCCUUAAAGAAAUUCCACCAAGAUUGAACGACUUGUUUCAGAUGAUUCUUACACGAGAUGGCGACAACCGUGAUCAGCUAAAAGCUUGUCUCAAAUGGAUACUUUUCGCGUCUCGCCCACUCAAACCGCCGGAGUUCUAUUUCGCUGUCCAAUUCAAAUGCGAUAAAGAAUGUUCAGGUUUUUGGGAUAGAGAAGACAUAGGAUCAGAUGAAAUGAAGGCUUUCGUAAGAAUUUCAUCGAAAGGCCUAGCCGAAGUCACGCGAAAUCGCGCCUCUGAAGUUCAAUUUAUCCACGAAUCUGUUCGAGAUUUCUUACUUGGAAGUUAUGGUGAACAGUGGUCGGAAGAGCCAAGCAAUUUGACUGGUCACAGUCACGAUUUUUUAAAAGACUGUUGCUUGACUCAGCUAAUGAGUCAAGAUACUCAUUUGUUGGAAUGUCUAUUAAAGGCUCCCCAGGAGGUAGAAGUGAGAAACUCGAUCAAUCUGAAAUACCCAUUUUUCGAGUACGCAACUCUUAAUCUCUUCUACCAUGCCAACGCAGCACAAAAAAAUGGUAUAGAGCAAAAGAACUUUCUCAGCAGUGUUCCUCUCCAACUAUGGAUAUCUUCCAACAACGCCCUCGAAAAGUACAAUAUCCGCCGAUAUUCAGAUUCAGCAACGAUGCUUUAUAUCUUUUCAGAAAAGAAUCUGCCCGAACUCAUCGAUAUACAUUCUGAGAAGAACUUUUUUGAGGUAUGCGAUGAGCGUUAUGGUACGCCAAUUUUUGCAGCACUGGCCAAUAAUAGCCGCGAAGUGUUGGAGGCAUUUUUGAGAUCUCAAGCAGAAAAUUUACCUCGUGAAUCCGCGUUUCACGAUCUAUAUCAAAGAUACUGUCAACAUGGAAAUAUCAAAAACAAUCUUAGACGAGACUCAAUAUUUUCACGGAAACGAGGCGUUUUGCACUAUCUUCUCCAAGAUGUUGAUGAUGCUUUUACCUUUGCAUAUAUAUCUUGCAACGAGGUAGAAAUAGACGCAACCUCGAUGGGUAGCUCUGGUCAGACGCUACUGCAUUACGCUGCUAAGAAAGGCUCCGCAGCUGUUACUACUACUUUGCUUACGCAAAAUGGCUUUGAUGUUAAUAUUCAAGAUAGAAGUGGCAGAACACCGCUAUCUCACGCUGCUAAAAAUGGCAAUGAGGCUUCUCUCAAAGUUUUACUUGCUCAUGGCGGUAUUGAUAUUAAUAUCCAAGAUGUAGUUGGCGACACACCAUUAUCACGGGCUGCGUAUAAUGGCCAUGAAAAUAUUGUCCGACUGCUUCUUGAUAACAAUGCAAAUAUCGAGUCGGUAAAUAAGAAUGGUGACACGCCGUUAUCACAGGCUGCUUAUAAUGGCCAUGAAAACACUGUCCGACUGCUU